Messenger RNA from Penicillium vulpinum, 2469 nucleotides. Its product is annotated as glycosyltransferase. The coding region runs from base 1 to 2469 and encodes 822 amino acids. Gene Ontology annotation, molecular function: hexosyltransferase activity; UDP-glycosyltransferase activity. The transcript is spliced from 6 exons. The record is from RefSeq and is a predicted model, not a curated record. NCBI's taxonomy places the organism in Eukaryota, Fungi, Ascomycota, Eurotiomycetes, Eurotiales, Aspergillaceae. Gene Ontology annotation, biological process: carbohydrate metabolic process.
AUGGAAGAACCACCGCGCCGGCCUUCUGCGCUUGAACGCAACCAAUUUACUCAGGAUGGCACAAAGGUUCAAGAUGAUGGUCGGAUUGAGAUCGACCUGGACUCCAAAGUGGGUCGGGAAGUGUCAAAAUUGAUACCAUUUCUGCAUACCGAAGAGCAGAUAGAACCACAACCAGAGCCUUCAGGUGAUGCUGGAUGUGGUCUCGAGCUCAACAUCGUCAUCCAAGUUGUUGGUAGUCGAGGCGAUGUUCAGCCGUUUGUCGCACUAGGCAACGAGCUUCAGCGCCAUGGACACCGCGUACGAUUAGCCACGCAUGGUGUGUUUGAAAGCUUCGUGCGGGACUCUGGUCUAGAAUUUUAUUGCAUCGGAGGAGAUCCCUCGGAGUUGAUGGCAUAUAUGGUAAAGAAUCCAGGACUGAUACCACAGAUGAAGUCUGUCAAAGAGGGUGAUAUUCAACGAAAGCGCGUCAUGGUAGGCCAAAUUCUACAGGGAUGCUGGGAAUCCUGCAUUGAAGAUGAUUCCGUGACGAAGACACCCUUUGUCGCCGAUGCUAUUAUCGCGAACCCUCCAAGCUUCGCCCAUAUCCACUGUGCUCAGGCACUUGGCAUCCCUCUACAUAUGAUGUUUACCAUGCCAUGGACUAGCACAAGGUCAUUUCCCCAUCCCUUGGCAAACUUGAAAUACUCAACCACGGAGCCGAAAAUGGCCAAUUACCUUUCGUACGGAAUUGUCGAAUGGCUUACAUGGCAAGGCCUGGGCGAUGUUAUCAAUGACUGGAGAAAAUCCAUCGAUCUAGAGCCCAUAUCAGCGACUGAAGGCCCCCGUUUAGCCGAGACUUUGAAGAUACCCUUCACAUAUUGUUGGUCCCCUACAUUGAUGCCUAAACCCGCGGACUGGCCUGCACAUCUCAACGUCUGUGGCUUUUUCUUUCGCUCUCCUCCAGACUUCACACCACCUCCAGACCUUGAUGCAUUCCUCCAAAGCGGGCCUCCGCCAGUGUAUAUCGGUUUCGGGAGCAUCGUCAUUGAGGAUCCCCCAGCGAUGACUGCCACACUCGUCAACGCAGUUAGGUCCUGGGGCGGCCGUGCGAUCAUAUCCCGUGGGUGGAGUAAUCUCGGUGAAGCACAAUCAGACGAUCAGAUCUUUUAUCUUGGAGACUGUCCGCAUGAAUGGCUGUUCCAGAAAGUCGCUGCAGUUGUACAUCACGGAGGAGCGGGGACUACAGCAUGUGGCUUACGAUUUGGAAGACCCUCUCUUGUUGUACCAUUUUUCGGAGAUCAGCUAUUUUGGGGAAAUAUGGUUGCAUCCCGUGGGAUUGGACCAAUGCCCAUUCCGCACCGGUCUUUGAACGCAGAGAAUCUAGCGGAAGCCAUCCGUUUUUGCCUACAUCCCGAUACCCUAGCAGCAGCUAGUGACCUUGCUCGUCAAAUGAGCGAGGAAGCAGGAGUUUCUGCGGCGGCUGCAUCUUUCCACCGCAACCUACCAGUCGAUAAAAUGAAAUGCCAGUUUAUCGAUUCUGAACCCGCUGCAUGGCAAUUAAAACAAAACUCCAAGUCCCCUGUGAAGUUAUCCAAGAUGGCAGCGGGGAUCUUGCUUGAAAACUCUCGCAUUGAUAUAAAGGAUCUGAAAGCAUACGACAGUAAAUCGAUCUUCAUCCAGACUCGGCGAUGGGACCCCAUCACAGGCGGGACAUCCUCUUUACUCGGCAUGUACAAGGAUAUCCUCACAGCAUCGAGUGACGUCGUCAUUCGGCCCUAUAAGGAGCUUAGCCGCGCACGUCAGCAGAGCGAGCCUGAAUUAGUAGUCAUUGAGUCUACAAAUCCCCAAUCCGAGCGAAGUCCAUCCAGGGGCAUCUCACGUACUUCCGGAAGCAACCUCACAGAUGAAGAGCGGAGGGUUAUGGGCAAGGCAGUGGGGGGAUCCGCCAAAAGCGUGGGUAGGAUCAUAGCCUACUACUACAAAGGCGUUCUGGUAGACAUACCCGGAGCAGUGAAUGAAGGUCUGAGAGCUGUCCCUCGGCUCUAUGGCGAAGAGGUGAAAGAUUACGACAAUAUCCACGACUUUAAAUCCGGGGUGUCUGCAGCUUCAGAUAACUUUGCACAUGGGUUCUCCCAUGGGCUCACCGAUAUCUUCCGACAGCCCUACGAGGGUGCCCAAAAGGAUGGUAUUCGGGGUGCCCUCAAAGGAUUUAUCAAAGGACCUAUUGGAAUGGGAACGAAAGCUGCUUCAGGUGCUUUAGGUUUAGUAGCCUAUCCAGGGCAGGGCCUAGCCAAAAGCUUGCAUUCUGCUAUCCAUUCCAAGACUCGGAAGCGACUUCUCCAAUCGCGAUUGAAAGAGUCUGAAUAUAUGGCCAGACAAUCAGCCAAGGCCCAAUCGAGCUGCCUCUACGUCAUUGAGGCAUUUGAAGCUCAACAGCGGCAGCCUGGGAAUACUCCUAGCUCAACCAAUCUGGAACGCACAAGUUCCUAG